GAAGGCAUCUCCUGUGAAGUGGAUUGCUAGGCAUUUAAAUCCGAGGUUUUCUGGGAGCAUGAGCACACGCCAUGGGCAAAUAUCUGAGCCCAAAGCUCGUCGGUGGUACGAGCAGUUAAAAGCCACCAAGGUCCAGGAGGUUGGCUUGGUUGUCAGGCCAGAAACAUCAUGGUUGGGGGCAAGCCCUGAUGGCGUAAUUGCUGACUCGCCAACAAUUAUCGAGAUAAAGUGCCCCACUCCCCAGACUUUGGAGAAGCAUGGGAGCCUUAAGGAACUUUUCAACAGUGGACAGUAUGAUGUCAUCAGCGUAGACGGCACACUGAGUCUAAGCAAGAAGGGGAAGAACAAAUAUUAUUUUCAGGUGCAGCUCCAGAUGUACUGCUGUCAAAAGGAGCGUUGCGACUUUGUCGUAUGGUCACCAGGGGAGGCCUAUGUUGUUGAGGUGCUCUACGACAAAGAGUUCCUAGAAACAUAUGUUCCGCAGUUGGAGCACUUUUAUUUUGCUCACCUGCUGCCUGCUCUCACUGACAGGGCUCAGUGA
Messenger RNA from Dermacentor silvarum, 541 nucleotides. RefSeq lists its product as uncharacterized. NCBI's taxonomy places the organism in Eukaryota, Metazoa, Arthropoda, Arachnida, Ixodida, Ixodidae. The record is from RefSeq and is a predicted model, not a curated record. The transcript is spliced from 2 exons. The coding region runs from base 59 to 541 and encodes 160 amino acids.